UUAUCUAUUUGUAAGUUACACUAGUUGGUUACAUAAGUGGCGAGCCAGCCAGGAGGAUUUUAGGCUAUAAACAACCAAUAUAAAUAAUUGAUUAGUGCUUGGUGUGAUCAAAUAUUGUCUGAUAAUAACCAGACAAAAUAUGGCUUCUGUUGCUGACAUUGGUAGCGAGCAUGGUGUAAAUGACAGAAAAUCAAUCCUUUUGAAGGGCAUACUUGAUGAUGACACAGAUGAAGACAUUGUAGAGGCUGUAUCAUUAUAUGGUAGUGUCAGUAAAAUAGUGAGACUCAAAGGCCUUCAAGUGAUUGUUGAGUUUGACUCAGAAGAGUCGCUAAAGCUCAUCAGUUUCCCCUCUGUGCUACAGUCUCCUAAGAACCCAGUCUCAAAAUGGUGUUUGGACAGAGUUGAGGUUUUAACUACUCCCACACAAUCACAGUCAGCCAUUGAUGAAAACCCUGAAGCCACAUGUUCCUUUAAAACUGUGCAGAAUGAACGGGGUAGCUCAGAUAGUACGGGAAGUGAAUCAGACAGCAGUGGAUCAUCUGUUAAAUUCAGUCCUCAAAAGUUACAACCUCCACCCAGUAAGCCAUUAAAAUCUGCCCCCAAAUCACAAGGUGGAACAGAGAAGCUCAAGAGGACAAGGAAGGGACAGGCAGUACGACCAAAAGAACAAGCCAAGGGCACUGCCACAACCCUAGACUCUGACAUACUAAACCCACCAGAUGUGCAACGAAUAAUAGUGGAGCAUGUCAUUAAYAGUGAAGCUACGACAGCUCCAGGCUCCAAGAGACUGCGUUCCUUCUCAGGCAGAGUUCCUAAACCGCCUGGUGAAGUGGAUUUUGAAACAUGGUGUUUACAUGUUGAACUUAUGUUUCAGGAUGGCUAUACAAUGGAUGUGCAGCYACGACUGAUUCUGGAGAGCUUACUGUCGCCRGCAGCAGACAUCGUGAAACAACUAGGCUCUCAGUCACCUCCUCAAGACUAUGUAAAACUCCUCCAGUCAGCAUAUGGCCUUGUUGACGACGGGGAGGAGAUCUUUGCCAGGUUCCUCAGUACUCAUCAGGACGCAGGUGAGAAAGCAUCUGAAUACAUUCAGAGACUGCAGACACUUCUCAGCACUGCGAUCAGACGGGGUGGUGUAAGUGAGGCCAAUGCUAAUAGACAACUUUACAAACAGUUUGUGCGUGGUUGCUGGGACCAGACUUUACUGUUGACCCUGCAACAGAAACUGAGAAAUGAUCCUGCCCCAAAUUUUUCAGAGCUUCUUCUUGAAUUAAGAWCUGAAGAAGAAAGAAGAUCUUUAAAAGUAGACAGAAUGCAACGACAUCUUGGAGGGUUUAAAGCAAAACCCCUUGCCCAGUUUCAUGGCAUUCCAGAUCCCACCCCCACAACUAAUCAAGACACAGAUUUAAUGCAGAGGUAUAUAUCAGAGACUGAGAACUUAAGGAAACAAGUGGCUGAACUUAAAAUGCAACUAACUGAAAAAAGAGCCCAAAGACGAAAGAAAUCCGAACAGAAACAUGCCAGUGCUUCAGAACCUCAACUACCACAUUUUACAGAACUGCAAGCACAUCAACCUGUACACAGGUCAGCUCCAAAAGCGUGGUUUUGUUUUAAAUGUGGUGAAAAUAACCACAUUGCCCGAGAGUGCAUCAAUGCUCCAAACAAAGACCUUGUUGAUAAAAAGAACAAAGAAUUAAAGGCGAAACAGCAAGAGUGGCAAGCUAAAUAUGCCCCAGCCUUAAACUGGACAGGGUUUCAGUAGAGGGACGCACUGAGACCUUACCAGAGUUUAGUCCCAAUUCGGAGCAAAGUCCAAAGCCAGCACAAGAUAACCAAGAGAAUAAAAGACUGAAACAAAUAGAUGACAUUACCAACUCCUGUUCAGCAUUAUCGGAGGAGGCUCUUUUGAGUGCUCUGGUUGGAUCAAAAUGUACUGCUAGCUUGACUAUUGAUGGGGUUCACAGCGUGUGUCUUCUAGAUUCUGGCUCCCAGGUAACCACAGUAUCAGAGACAUUUCACAAACUACACCUACCUGCACGCCCGAUUCAGUCUGUGGCCAAAUUGCUUGACAUAGAGGGCGCGGGGGGUCAGCAAGUACCCUACUUGGGAUACAUAGAACUCAAUUUGUGUUUUCCAAAAGAGGUUACUGGGAGACCUGAGGAAGUGAAUACCCUAGCACUCAUUGUACCAGACUGCAGAUCAAACCAAGAGAUUCCAGUUCUCAUUGGGACAAAUGUUUUGGAUGUGCUUUAUGAGACAUUCACAUCCUACAAAGAGUCAGACACAAGUGUCAGACAUUGUGACAGCAUUCCAGUGAUCCAAGCCAUGUUCAACAGAAUCAAGGUUGAUAAGAGGAGUGGUAAAACAGGAAAAGUUAAGCUAUUGAGCAGAAAAUGUGUCGCAGUACCAGCUGGUGAAAAAGCUGUAUUGACAGGCUAUGCCAGACAUGUUGAUAUAAACCCAGGUAGUCCUCUGCUAGUAGAAUCCACAGCAUCAUGCUUGCCUGGGGGUUUCCUAUUUUGCAACUACAUUAUGACAGCUCCCUCAAAGGCUUCCUUUAAGCUUCCUAUUCUGGUCAAGAACGAGAGUGCUCAUACAAUCAGAAUCCCUGCUGGUCAAACAGUGGCUGAACUGUAUGCCCCCUUGUCAGUGUGCUCUUUAGCUUCAGGCUUGAGUAGCAACACAAGGACUAGCUCUCAGCCUCCCAAGUCUGUUGCUGAGUUUGAUAACAUCAAAAUCACUACAGACAGCCCACUUAAGUUUGACUUAACUGAUACUUCUCUCUCCGAAGAAUGGAGGCAGAGAAUUAUGAAAAAGCUCAACUCAAUGUCAGAUGUUUUUGC
Messenger RNA from Austrofundulus limnaeus, 2843 nucleotides. RefSeq lists its product as uncharacterized. NCBI's taxonomy places the organism in Eukaryota, Metazoa, Chordata, Actinopteri, Cyprinodontiformes, Rivulidae. Gene Ontology annotation, molecular function: zinc ion binding; nucleic acid binding. The record is from RefSeq and is a predicted model, not a curated record. The coding region runs from base 140 to 1762 and encodes 540 amino acids. The transcript has a single exon.